This is a messenger RNA of Trichomonas vaginalis G3, 4620 nucleotides long. Its product is annotated as armadillo (ARM) repeat-containing protein family. The record is from RefSeq and is a predicted model, not a curated record. Bases 1 to 4620 code for a protein of 1539 amino acids. The transcript has a single exon. NCBI's taxonomy places the organism in Eukaryota, Parabasalia, Trichomonadida, Trichomonadidae.
AUGGAAAAUCUUCUUGCUCAUUUAGGUAUAUUGGCUCAGGCGAAGCACCUUGUACCAGCUGAGCAAGUGAUUAUGACUGACAUAGAAGAGCUGAAUGUUUUAUUAUCUAAGGAUGUUUCGCCAGAUCUUUAUCCUGAAUUAGAAAAGACAUUAUUGUCACUAUUUUCAAUUAAUUCAGGACAAUUCAGCGUCCAAUGUGCAAUUCAUAUAGCAUCUACACUCGUCAAAGUCUAUGAUCUUAUGAAAAGAGCUGAAUAUUGGAACAUCAUCAACAUUGCAACUGACAAUCCAACCACAGCAACACUUGUAGCUACAGGAUAUAUUAUCAAGAAUAUUGGCAACAAAUUUAAAUCACAAUUACCAAGAUUUAUUGAACAUUGCUUAAAACAAACUAAAUUUGAACAGGCUUGCUUAUACUCUCUUACCGCAUCACUAGAAGCUGGUGGCAAGUCAGUUUACCAAUUCAUUCCUCGUGCUUUUGAUUAUUGCAGGAAAACUUUAUUAAAAUGCAACCAAACAACGAUGCAAGAAGCAAUUACAUUCCUCAGGACAAUUGUUAACAUAAUCAGCUCCGGGGAAACCACCAAUGUUACGAUUCCUCAGAUUUUAGACACAAUUCGCAUUUGUUUCCAGCAAAACUCACCAUUCAUACGAUCAGACAUUGCAAACCUUGUUGCGGCGUGUGCGUACGAACCAUUCUACAACGUAGAUACUACCAAAUCCGUUUCAGAAUGGGAUGUCGGCAAAAUGAAACACGAAGCAGAAGGAUUAGACUUCACGAAGUCAUUCGGAAUCAUUCAGUCCUUCCCAUCCAUCAUCGAUCUCUCUGUUUCAGCCUUUUUCCAGUUACUUGGCCCAGAAAUUAUAUUUUUGAACCAUUCUUCACUGAUGAAAUUCAUUCGCCAGAGUUCAUUUAGUUCCAUAUCGAAGCUCAUCUCCAAUCUACCAUCCGAUAUCCGCUACAUGCACUUCAAAAACCUAAUUCACGAAAAUCUCUCCGUCCAACAGAUCAAAUUGAUGUCAUUGCUCUGUCCAGAUGAUGGCUCGAUCGGGGAGUCCUCCAAUGUUGCCUUCAAAGCCGCCAUUUCCGAUGACAAAGAGCUCAGAAGAGUUGCAAAAGAGUUUUUCUCAGCUUUGGCAAAAACUCAUCCACAAGCAGCACUUCCUGCUCUUUCUUUAGCCCUUACGACAGCGAAAUCCAAAUAUUCGCAACAGGAAAUAGCAAUGCAUUCCAUCUAUUGCGCUGUUUCAAUCCUAAAAUCAAUAGAUCAGAAAAAUUUGGCAGCUGAAAAUUGCCGAUCACAAAUUGAGAGCCUUCUCAAAAUUAGUUUUCACGAAAUUGAUGUUAAUUCGUAUUCCUUUAGCAGUGUUUUAUUACUUUUAGCCUAUUUACCUGAAGAAUUUUCUGAAUCUGAAAUAUCGAAGAAGGCGAUUUCGACUGCCAUUGAUUCUGUUCUCAAAGACAAAGCGCAUACAACACUUAGAACAUUCAAGAAGUUGUUAAGUAGUCUUUUUUCACUUGUUGAGAACAAUGAAAACUCAGAUUUGUCAAAACAUCUUUUAAUUGCUGCUUUAAUGGCGAAUAACAUCAAAUUACCACGCACCGUGUUACUUUCUUUCCUCAAACUUGUUCCAAAGGUUCUGAAAGACCAACCAUUGGCUCUUUCAACAGCAUUAAUGAUUGUCAGGUUUUCUUUGGGCUUAAUUCCUUCCACGGACUUAGUUGUUAGGAAUCGAACACGUCCACUUCCUGUUGGCAAGAACUUGCUGAAGCAGGAGGAGGAAUUAACAUACCAACAAAAGAAAGACGAUGAAUUUUUACAAAACGUCAUUGAAAAUUUGAGUGUUUUAUUGGUCAGUUGUCCAAUAGACGAUGUCCAUGUUGUUGUUAGAGAAAUAUUAGAACAAACAACACAGACACAAACAACAAUUUUGUUAUUGAUAUCAAUUGUCAAAGAAAAUUCUUUGCAUCAAACAUUGCCAACUAAUUUUCCUUCAUUUAUUUUGUCCCUUCUUUUGCAACCUGGCAAUGAAAAGCUUCAACAACUCUUAUGUGAGUUAUUAUCAAUUUUCGUUUCUUUCCAUUUAGAAUUGUUAGGAAAAAUUUUCAAUCAUGUUGAUGCAAAACCGUUUUUAUCGUCGACUAUUUUGAUUGAUUCAAUUUUCAGUCAUAUGAGUGUUCCUUCACAAUUCAUCAGUCGCGCCAUAGUUUAUUUAGACUGUCGCAUGAAAGACAAGACGCAAAUGAUGUUUGCAAUUCAUGCAAUUACAACAAUUAUUUUGACACACGCUAUGCAAGUUGCAAGUUUAGGAAUAACUGCGAAUCAGUUCAAUGUUUUAUUGCAAGCAUUGCAUAGCCAUAUCAGUUUAAGUCCGACAGCUUUGUUUAUAUUCAUGGAAUUGUUUAAAGUUCUUGUUGAAACGGUUUCGAGUGAUAUUUUAUCGCAUGAAAAAGAAAUUGCUGUAAUUUUAAGAAGUUUUCAGUUUACACCUAUUGAAUAUUCGAAAGAGAUUUAUUAUGAAUGUUCAAGAGCUGUUUAUACUUUUGCUCAUAACUUGAGUUAUUUAGCACCUAUUUCUUUUAAUAAUAAUUUAACAAACCAAGCAUCUUUAGCUUGUUGUUCUGCUUUUUAUGAUUUGAUGAAAUUCGAAACAUGCGAAUUUGAAAACGAGAAAUUAUUACCAAGGUUAUUAGUUUUGCUGCAAGAAACGAAAGAUAAAAGAUGUUCUAAUUUCAUUAUCCAAAUUGCAUCAACAAUGAAAUUAAAAGAUGUUCAAUUUUGGAUUUCUAAUUGCAGAAGAAUUUUAAUUACUGGAUCUCUUCUGCAGAAUUCAACAACAACAAUUGAACCAUGUCCUGAAGUUAGAUUAUGCUUCAUGACAUUGAGCAAAUACAUUCCGAAAUUGUUAAGUGAAAUGCCUGUUCUAAAAACAGAGUAUUUGGAUGAUUUGAUUUCAAGUGUUUGCAGAGCAACAGAUACAGAUAGAGUUGCUUUGCAAGAAGCUGCUUUCCCAAUCCUUCAAAACGUAAUUGACUUGUUUAGAGAUAGAUUCGCAGAUGAAGGUGGAAGACUAUUGGAUUUGUAUGACUCUCAAUUCUCUCAAACUGUAAGAGUCGGAUUUCAAUUGCCUUUAAUCGUUUCUGGCGGUUUUCUUAGUACUUAUUUAAGUUUCAGUACUAGUAAUAUCAAAACUGAUCCAGAAAAUUGCGCCAAUGUAUUGGUAGUUUAUGUAACUGGCCUCAGCCAAUGCAAACAAAGGAAUUCUUCUUAUUUCCAGUUGGCAACACAUCUCUGCAACAUCGCAAGAAAUUAUCCAAUGAUUUCUGAUUUGAUCGGUGACUUUUUGAAGACAUUGAGUCCAAUUUUUGUUGAUAUUGUGUUGAGAGCAAUGAAUUUGUACAAGGAUAGAAAUGACUGGAGAUCUUUGACUAAAUUUAGAUCAUUGGCACAGUCAUUUUACAGAGAAUUAUUAAGUGCUUUCAUAUGGUUACAAUCGAAAGAAGAAAAGAAAGUCAUAAAAAGUGACAGUUUGGUCGCAUUUUUAGCGAUUGAAUUACAGCAUUCACAAGAAAACUGGUUGUCGUUGGCUGCUUUUGAUGCACUCUCUGUUGCCUUGAGACAGGAAGGAGCGAAAAUCGAUCCAAGACUCGUAAAACUGUCCUUGGAAGUCGCUGCAAACUACAAAGGUGUAAAUAAAUCACAGGUUUCCGAAUUAAUUGAUUCUUGUGCGUCACUUUUAACAGAAAAUUCUGAAUACGAUGAAUUAAGAAAAACCGUUUUGUCAUUGACAUUAACAAACCACUUCAGUCCGACUGUUUUAGGACACUUGAUACAUUCGGAUAAAAAGUCAACUUUGUCAAUUUACGCGGAAGCAAUUUUGGACGGAAUUUUGACAAAUUUGACAGAGAAAAAGAUCACUUCAGAAAUUGCCGGCGCAUUGAUAAAUCUCCUUAUUUCUCACAGUCCAAAAGUCAGCGGAUCGACAAUAGACAGAGUUCUUGAUUUAAGUGAUGAUUUGAGGGACUUCAAACUCCAAACAAUUUCGAGAUGUUUGUUGCAUAAAAACAUCGAAGUUCCCCUUGAAAAAUUGUCACGUUUUUGCAUCAGUUCAUUCAAACGUGGCGGAAUGAAUUUGAUUGCAAAAUGUCUUAUACAUAACGAAGAUGUUGGUGUCAGUCUUUUGAGCAGAGGCGCUUGCAAGGCUGCUUUCUUGUUGGCUCAAAAAGAUUUGCAAAAUUCAAGAGCUUAUUUCUUGUUCUUACAUUUGGUUUUGAAUACUUUACAAAAAAGUGACAAAGUGAUGUGUGAAGAAUUUUGUGUCCCACUGCUUAAAUUGUGCAUUUCAUUCACUUCCAAGUUGAAAGUUGAUUCCCAGAUCGACAGGAAACUUUACGCGAUUGUUGCAAGAAUUUGCAAAGAUUGCGUAACAAUUUCUCCUCAAAAAUGCAGUUACGCAUUCAACGAAGUGAAUGAAAAUGAAAGGAAACAGAUCAUGACAAUGACUGAGGUCUGUAUAAAUGCAGAGAAACAGAGAAUGAAGACAGAACAAUUAGUAGCUUUCUCAACAAACCAAAGAAGUUCAAGAAACGAAUGGCAGACAUUGGAUAUCGAAGAUUAA